This is a messenger RNA of Micropterus dolomieu (smallmouth bass), 7867 nucleotides long. RefSeq names its product dedicator of cytokinesis 11 (gene dock11). The transcript has 54 exons. Gene Ontology annotation, biological process: positive regulation of GTPase activity; small GTPase-mediated signal transduction; positive regulation of filopodium assembly. Gene Ontology annotation, molecular function: guanyl-nucleotide exchange factor activity. Bases 146 to 6418 code for a protein of 2090 amino acids. The record is from RefSeq and is a predicted model, not a curated record. Lineage: Eukaryota; Metazoa; Chordata; Actinopteri; Centrarchiformes; Centrarchidae.
CCGCCUCGCGACGUGAACCGCUGGCUGGUUCACCUCCAACACAACCCACAUCUGGCUGUCACACAGCAGUGGUUGCCGCUCCGUCCGGUACCCGCGGCAUGCUCGUAUCCACGCCGGGACACACGAAGGGGAUUAUAAACAGAGGAUGUCGGAGGUGCGGAAAUUCACGAAGCGGUUAAGCAAACCCGGUACGGCCGCGGAAGUCAGGCAGAGCGUGUCGGAGGCUGUGAGGAGCACCGUGGACCUUGUGGAGCAGCCGAAGAUCAUUGAACCGCUGGACUAUGAGGCCGUGGUGUUUCAGAGAAAGGCCCAGAUCCACAGUGACCCCCACCGAGACCUGCUGCUCUGCCCUGUCGACGAUGUCUCGGAGUCCCAGAUCUCCCGGCAGAGGAGGACCGUUGUUCCCUCGGUGCCUCAGAAUGCUGAGCGGGAGGCCAGGAGUCUGUUUGCCAAAGAGUGCAUCAAGAUGUACAACACCGACUGGCAUGUAAUCAACUACAAAUAUGAGGCUUACACUGGUGACUUCCGCAUGUUGCCAAGCAAAGGCCUGAAGACAGACAAGCUGCCAGCUCACGUGUUUGAGAUCGAUGAAGACGCCAAAGACGAGGACUCCGCUUCACUCUGCUCCCAGAGGGGAGGCAUCAUGAAGCAGGGCUGGCUUCAGAAAGCCAACAUCAACAGCAGCCUGUCUGUCUCCAUGAGGGUGUUCAAGAGGAGGUACUUCUACUUGUCUCAGCUCCCAGACGGCUCCUACAUCCUCAACUCCUACAAGGACGAGAAGAACUGCAAGGACACCAAAGGGUCCAUCUACCUGGACUCCUGCAUAGACGUCGUGCAGAGCCCUAAGAUGCGGCGUAAUGGCUUUGAGCUUAAGAUGCAAGACCGCUACAGCCACUUCCUGGCUGCGGACAGCGAAGCAGAGAUGGAGGACUGGGUGGCCACGCUGAAACAGGCUUUACAGAGCAGCACUGAGGCCAGCCAGGACAGGAGGAACGGUGCAGAGACACUGGACUGUGCCCUGGAUGACGACACUGUCAGCCAAGGCAAAGGUGAGAGCCUGCUGGAGAGCCUCGGGAGGAGCCUACACCCUGAACUUAUGAAGUACGCCAGGGAGACAGACCAGCUCAAUAAGAUCAACAGGAAUGAAGGCAGACAAAAGCUUUUCUCUCUGGAUCCUGAGACCCAGAGGCUGGACUUCUCAGGCAUCGAGCCAGAUGUUAAGCCAUUUGAGGAGCGCUUUGGCCGCCGCAUCGUGGUCAGCUGCCACGACCUGACCUUCAGUCUCCAGGGCUGCGUUAGUGAGAAGGGUGACGGCGUCCUCACCAAUGUGGAACCAUUCUUCAUCAGCCUCGCUCUCUUUGACGUCUCCAAGAGCUGCAAAAUCUCGGCCGACUUCCACGUUGACCUCAACCCGCCCUGCGUCAGGGAGAUGCUGGCCGACGCCGCUGGCCAGCUCUCCCCUUCGUCGGAGGAGGAGGGAGGAGGAGGUGUCAGGGAGGCAGGAGGCGUCAUGGUGAACGGAGACUCGGGGAAAGGGAACGGCCUGCCUAUCCUUCAGAGGGUGUCGGAGGCUCUGCUACGCUUCCCUACGCAGGGUAUCUUUUCAGUGACCAACCCUCAUGCCGACAUCUUUCUGGUGGCUCGCGUAGAGAAGGUGUUACAGAAUGGCAUCACGCACUGUGCCGAGCCCUACAUCAAGACCUCUGACACCAACAAGACUGCUCAGAAAGUGCUUAAAGCUGCCAAGCAGACAUGCCAACGCUUGGGCCAGUACAGGAUGCCAUUUGCCUGGGCUGCCAAGCAGGUGUUCAAAGACGCUCAGGGCAGCCUGGACAUGGAUGGGAAGUUUUCUCCUCUCUACCGCCAGGACAGCAGCAAAAUCUCUACUGACGAUAUCAUCAAGCUGCUGGCAGACAUCAGGAAACCUGAGAAGAACAAGCUUCAGAUCAUCCCAGGACAGCUGAAUGUCACCAUUGAGUGUGUCCCACCUGACUUCUCAAAUACGGUGACUUCCUCAUACAUUCCCGUCAAGCCCUUCGAGGAUGGCUGUGAGCGGGUUUCAGUGGAGGUCGAGGAGUUCCUUCCGGAGGAGGCCAAAUACAACUACCCCUAUACCACUUACAAGAACCAGCUCUACAUCUCCCCCCUGCAGCUCAAAUACGACAACCAGAAGACCUUCACCAAGGCUAGAAACAUAGCAAUCUGCAUCCAGUUCCGAGAUUCAGACGAAGAAGGUGCCACCGCUUUAAAGUGCAUCUACGGCAAGCCGGGAGACUCGCUCUUCACCAGCAGCACCUACGCAGCCGUCCUGCACCACAAUCAGAGCCCGGAGUUCUACGACGAGGUAAAGGUUGAGCUGCCAGUCCACGUGCACGAGAAACACCACAUCCUCUUCACCUUUUACCAUAUCAGCUGUGAGUCCAGCAGCAAGGCCAGCAGCAAGAAGAGAGAGGGAGUAGAGUCACUGGUGGGUUACUCCUGGAUGCCUUUGCUAAAAGACGGGAGGAUGAAGUCAGUAGAGCUCCAGCUGCCUGUAGCAGCCACGUUGCCACCUGGAUACCUGUGUCAGGACACCAGGAAGUCCCAACCAGAUAUCAAGUGGGUGGAAAAUGCCAAGACACUGUUCAAAGUGAGGACCCGUAUAGCAUCAACAAUAUAUGCCCAGGACCUCCAUCUACACAAAUUCUUCCAGCACUACCAGCUGAUGAGGACGACGUCAGAGGGCAGCCCAGCAGAACUGAUCAAAUACCUGAAGUGCCUGCAUGCCAUGGAGACUCAUGUAACCAUCAACUUCCUGCCAACGGUGCUGAUGCAGCUGUUUGAGGUGCUCACAGCAGCGACCAAAGAAACCCACGAGAUUGCCGUCAACUCCCUUCGCGUGAUCAUACAUAUAGUCUCCAGAUGUCACGAGGAGGGUCUGGAACAGUACCUGCGCUCUUUUGUCAAGUAUGUGUUUGUGACCAACAACCGUGCGUCAGGAAACUCAGCGACCACUCAUGAGGUGCUGGCCACCGCUGUAACAGCCACCCUCAAGCAAACGGCUGAUUUCAACACCAGCAAUAAACUGCUCAAGUACUCCUGGUUCUUCUUUGAAACCAUGGCCAAAUCCAUGGCCCAGUACCUGCAAGAGGGAAACCGCAUAAAGAUGCCGCGGCCGCAGCGCUUCCCUGAAAGUUUCCACCAGGCGCUCCAGUCGCUGGUGUUGUCCAUCAUGCCACACAUCACUAUCCGCCACAUGGAAAUCCCAGAGGAAGCUCGCUGCAUCAACCUGAGCCUGGCCAGUUUCAUCAAGAGGUGCCUGACCUUCAUGAACAGGGGCUUUGCCUUCGGCCUGGUCAACCACUAUAUGUGUCAUUUCACUCUCAAAGAUCCAAAGGUGCUGACGGAAAUGAAAUUUGAUUUCCUGAUGACUGUGUGUAACCACGAACACUUCAUUCCUCUUAACCUGCCCAUGGCUUUCGGGCGCACCAAGCUGCAGAGAGUGCAAGAUUAUAUUCCGUAUGCGACGGAGCUUUUUGGCCCUGUAGAGCAGAGUCUGGAGUUCAGCCUGACGGAGGACUACUGCCGUAACCACUUCCUGGUGGGUCUGUUGCUGAGAGAAGUGGCCGAGGCCUUGCAGCAAGGGCCCGAGGUCAGACAGCUGUCCGUGAGCGUCCUCAAGAACCUUCUCAUUAAGCACGCCCUGGAUGACCGCUACAUAGCAUACAAGAACCAGCAGGCCAGGAUCUGUUUGCUCUACCUGCCGCUUUUUGAGCUGCUCUACCAGAACCUGAAACAGCUGUCUGCCCAGCCACACACUACCAGCCCCGGACUUGGCCUCAAUGGCUCCAGAGAUGACCUGAUAUCAAGCGGUUCCACAGACAGCAGGAGAAUCAGCACUGCAAUUGAGAAAGACCACGGUCUGCCAGCUCAGAAUGGCCAUGUUGUGAGGAGAGAGGACUCCAGAGGCUCUCUGUUUAUGGACCCGGGGACGCCAGACAGCACUGAGCUACAGAGACGCGGCUCCACCAUGAGCAGCAGCCCAAUGGCUCCCGUCGGCAGGCUGGGACAGUAUGAGAUCAAGGGCCUACUUCUCUCCUUCCUGCACAUAGUCAAGACCUUGUCAGAGGACACUCUAAUGGCCUACUGGAACAAAGUCAGCCCUCAAGACAUCAUGAACUUCCUCAGUUUGCUAGAGAUUUGCCUAGUGCAGUUCCGAUACAUUGGAAAAAGGAACAUUGGCCGGAGUCAGGAGACGUGUGUGUCGAAGUUGUUCUCCUCAGACCGGAAGUCUCAGACGAUGCCGGCGAUUCGCUGCAACCGAGCCAGCCUCAUGCAGACUAAGAUCCACCAGUUUGGCACCAUGGAAGCCUCCUUCACGCUCAACAUAGGGACGGGGCCUUCAGAAGUAGAAAUCCACCACCAGGCUCUGCUGGAGGGCAACAUCUCCACCGAGGUCUGCCUCAGUGUCCUGGAUGUCCUCUCUCUUUUCAUUCAGUGUUUCAAGACCCAGCUACUGGACAGCGAAGGUCACAACCCCUUGAUGAAGAAGGUGUUUGACGUUUACCUGACCUUCCUUAAAGUGGGCCAAUCAGAAGCCGCCCUCAGACAUGUCUUCUCCGCACUCAGGGCUUUCGUUAACAAGUUCCCGUCGGUGCUGUUCAAGGGCCGCGUGACGCUGUGCGAGGCGCUUUGCUGCGAGGUGCUCAAGUGCUGCGUCUCCAAGCUGGGAUCUCUGAGGGCCGAGGCGUCGGCCCUGCUCUACCUGCUGAUGAGAAACAACUUCGAAUACACCAAGAGGAAGACCUUCCUACGCACACACCUGCAGAUCAUUAUUGCCGUAAGCCAGCUGAUCUCCGACGUGGCGCUGACUGGCAGUUCACGCUUCCAGGAGUCUCUCUCCAUCAUCAACAACUUUGCGAACAGUGACAAGGCCAUGAAGUCCACGGCAUUCCCCUCUGAAGUAAAGGGUCUGACCAAACGGAUCCGCACGGUGCUGAUGGCCACGGCGCAGAUGAGGGAGCACGAGAAAGAUCCGGAGAUGCUGCUGGACCUCCAGUACAGCCUGGCCCGCUCCUACGCCAGCACCCCCGAAUUAAGGCGAACCUGGCUCGACAGCAUGGCCCGAGCACACCUCAAGAACGGAGAUCUCUCUGAGGCGGCCAUGUGUCAUGUUCAUGUGGCUGCAUUGGUUGCAGAAUACCUGCACAGGAAAAAGUUGUUCCCCAGCGGCCUUGCAGCUUUUAAGAAGAUUACCCUGAAUAUCGAAGAGGAAGCCGCCAUGAAGGAAGACACUGGAAUGCAAGAUGUCUAUUACACUGAGGAGGUCUUGGUCGAACACCUCGAGGUCUGUGUGGAGGCGCUGUGGAAAGCCGAACGCUAUGAGCUCAUCACGCACAUAGCCAAACUCAUCAUCCCCAACUAUGAGAAGCGCCACGAGUAUGAGAAACUAAGCCGACUGUAUGACACGCUGCAAAGAGCCUACAAAAAGAUAAUGGAAGUGAUCCAAUCAGGCCGCAGGAUGCUCGGGACGUACUUCAGAGUGGCUUUUUAUGGACAGGGCUUCUUCGAGGAGGAGGACGGGAAGGAGUACAUUUACAAAGAGCCCAAACUCACUGGCCUGUCUGAAAUCUCUCAGCGGCUGCUGACGCUCUACGGGGAAAAGUUUGGGCCAGAAAACGUCAAGAUAAUUCAGGACUCGAACAAGGUAAACCCCAAGGACCUGGACCCCAAGUUCGCCUACGUCCAGGUGACAUUCGUAAAGCCUUACUUUGAGGAGAAGGAGGCGCCAGAGAAGAAGACGGACUUUGAGAAGUGCCACAACAUCAACCGCUUUGUGUUCGAGACCCCUUACACGCUGUCGGGCAAAAAACACGGCGGGGUGGAGGAGCAGUGCAAGAGGAAGACCGUGCUCACAACUGCCAACACCUUCCCAUAUGUGAAGAAGCGCGUAGAGGUGGUCGGAGAGAAGCACGUGGAGCUUAAGCCAGUGGACGUGGCCAUAGAUGAGAUGAAGGCCCGGACGGCAGAGUUGACCAAGCUCUGCUCCAGCCAGGAGGUGGACAUGAUCCAACUGCAGCUCAAACUGCAGGGCUGCGUCUCCGUGCAGGUGAAUGCAGGUCCCAUGGCCUACGCCAGAGCAUUCCUGGAUGAGAGUAAAUCCAACCAAUCUGGCAACAAGAAAGUUAAGGACCUAAAGGACAUUUUUAGGCGCUUUGUCCAGGCUUGCAGUAUGGCCCUGGACAUAAACGAGCGUCUGAUCAAAGAGGACCAGUAUGAAUACCACGAGGGCCUGAAGGGCAACUUCAAAGAAAUGGUAAAGGAGCUGUCUGACAUCAUCCACGAGCAGAUCUACCAGGAAGAUAUGAUGCGCUCUCUGUUGGAAAACUCACUCCAUGUGUUUCGUGCAAUCAGCGGAACAUCCACCGACCUGGCCUGACCUCUGUCCCGCUGGCACCCCUCCGGCACGCUACCGUCCCUUAUGUAUAUCCCUGAAGAGCCUGAACUGGAUGAUAACAGGGCGGCUCUCCAAUUCAUGUCUGUGCAGCUAAGCUUGCCAAGCACCCCCCCCCCCCAUGGAGAUGCCAUUUGAAUAUCUUCUGCAUCGCUACUGGAUGUGCGGAAGAUGGUCGUAGUGAGAUAUCACAGAAAAAUCAGUUUGAUGUAAUAUUCAAACCACAGCAGCAGUAUUUCUGAGAAUGUAUUGCAGCAACGGCAACUAAACGUCUGCAUGUCAAGUUUAGCGGCUGUGCUGAGUCACGCCAGGUUGCAUUGCACUUUUUGACCUGCCUUUUGCGAUAAAUUGCAGGAUUGACGUUUCUUUAGACAGAGAUACUGUGCUAAAGCAAUUGAUUCCCACCCUCUCCCUGCUAAAGUUGCCCUCUAGAUCUAUGCAGGACACCACACUCCCUCCCAGGAUGACUCUUUACUGCUCAAGUUGACUUUUAGAAGACGAUAGCACCUUAGGCUUUACGUGUUGGACCAGCAAGGCAAGCAACAUCCCAACUCAAACCAGUUCUGUCUUAACAAGGCACCAAAACCGAAAGCAUUGGGAUACUCUGUCGAGCCAAGGAUUGGUGUUUGUAGGAAAGUGGCGCAUUCCAGUCAGGUUGACUGAUAAGUCAACCUGACAGAUAAGUCAGGUCUAAAGAGCAGCACGUAAAAGUGAGCAUCAGUCGAAAGUUACCACCCUGUUUGUUUAAUGACAAAUGUAAAAGCCUUCUCAGUUAAAGAAAAGAGCUGCUCUUUAAGGCUUUGCUCAGUUACAUUGUAAGUGUAUAACAAACCUCAUAACAAUGUUCCACAUUAUCUUAGAGGUGAUGAAUAAUGGCAUACCAGAAAAGAUUAUGAUCACAAAUUCUUUCAGAGUUGUGUAACAAUCAUUGAAACCGUUCUCUCUGUGAGCUCGUUUUAUGGCCUGUAGGCAUUUGAAGUCAGAAACACGACAGGACACAUGCUGAUCACGGCGGUGUGGUAACAUUUACUCCUGUACAGUGGAGAGUUCCUUUCAUCUGGGUUAAGAUCCAGUGCCUUUGUGCUCUGCCUUCUAAAAAAAACCUCCCUUAUCUCAAGUAAUAAGACCUUCCUCACAUGCUGGUUGUUCACAGUAUUUCACAAGUGCUACACUGUAAUUAGCAGAUAGAUUAAUAAUAUUUAAGCAAAUGUACAUAAUUUGUCAUGCUGUAAAGUGAAACCCUGUCUCCCUGUAUGUUUGUACGUACUGUAUGUAUGUAUUUAUAUUUGAAACAUUUUGGACUCUUGUUCAGUCCAAAUCUGUCCCGGCAGAGAGAUUUCUUUUUCAUUUUUAUUGCGUUGUAUAUUGAAGUGCAGCUGCUUGUCAAACUUCCUUUGUAAAGCCCCUUUUUCAAUAAAAACUGGGAAAAAACUA